UGGAUUGGCCGGUCUGGUAUUUCAGCCACUAACACCAUGUCAGAAUACCGGGCCAGCCGCUCAGCUCUUCUCUGCAGCAGGACCUUACCUGUUCCUUGGUCCAGCGCUGUACAGUCUUCCUGUGCCGGCAUCUUUAGUGUACCCACUCCCCCUCCCUCCCCAAAGGUCCACAGUCUCUGGUCAUCUCCUGUACUGUAUCCGCAGUCUCUUGGUCAUCUCCUAUACUGUCUGCAGUCUCUGGUCAUCUCCUGUACUGUCUCCAGUCUCUGGUCAUCUCGCUGUACUGUCAGCAGUCUCUGGUCAUCCCUGUACGGUACGCAGUCUGUCAGCACGCCAGUCUGGUCAUCCCCUGUACUGUGUCCGCAGUCUCUGGUCAUCCCCUGUACGUGUCAGCAGUCUCUGGUCAUCCCCUGUACGGUACGCAGUCUCUGGUCAUCGCCUGUACUGUGUCCGCAGUCUCUGGUCAUCGCCUGUACUGUGUCCGCAGUCUCUGGUCAUCGCCUG
This is a messenger RNA of Staurois parvus, 504 nucleotides long. The record is from the annotation of a GenBank genome assembly. Lineage: Eukaryota; Metazoa; Chordata; Amphibia; Anura; Ranidae.